UACCGACAAGGUGAUAAUUACCCAGCUCCCGGAAGGAUCUAGGGCUUUUCCCGCGUCCUUUGUGUUGUGUUUCUGCCAGACCUUACUCACGAGUCACGACAACCCAACGAAGCGCAACUAAUUGAGUCGCCGUCAUUCCCACCCCCUUGUUGCCAAUCUUUCCGCUUCACCCCAAUUCAUCAAUCACUCAGUGCUAUCGCCAACAAUGGCCGAUCUAGGCGCAGACCGCACUGCCGCCUACGGCGCAGUCUACUCGCCCUCGUUCCUCACAAUCUUCUACGACAAGUACGUCCUGGACUUCAACAUGUCAAAAGUCUGGGGUUGCAGCACAGAAAAACUCCUCCUCCCCUUCUUCAGCGAGAAUUUCACCCGCAACCACCUCGACAUUGGUGUCGCUACGGGCUGGUUCCCGGCAGCCGCCCUGGCACGGCCGUUCCGCGCAACCAGCAAGCAGCGCAUCACGCUGCUGGACCUCACCGCGCCGCCUUUGAACGCGGCAAAGACCCGUGUGCUGUCUGUCACGACGAAUACCGAGGUCCAAUGCGUUGAGGCCGAUGUCACGGAGUCGCCGCCGAAACAGCUUCUCGGCGAGCGAUUCGACUCCAUUUCCAUGUUCAAUCUGUUCCAUUGCAUGCCUGGCGGCAAAGCCAAGCUUCGUGCCUUUGGGCUGUACAAGGAGUUGCUAAGUCCCGAUGGUGUGUUGACUGGUUGCACGGUGCUGGGCCCAAAUGAGUCAACUGGAUGGUUUACCAAGUUCUAUCUCAAGUGGUACAACAAGUGGUGGGGUGUUUUCAACAACUGGGACGACAAGAAGGAGGAUAUCCAAGAGGCUCUGGAUCAGGAGUUUGAGGAGGUCGAGACGUGGGUUGUUGGACAGGUGAUGUUGUUCAGGGCAAAGAAGCCCAGGAAGGCGCUUCUUGAUGUUUGAGAUUUGGGACGGGUCAGAUACCUAGGUACAUUAUAGCGGCAUGAGUUAUGAGUUAAUGAGACG
Molecule: messenger RNA, 991 nt
Organism: Colletotrichum phormii
Lineage: Eukaryota; Fungi; Ascomycota; Sordariomycetes; Glomerellales; Glomerellaceae
Product: methyltransferase
Exons: 1
Coding region: 206-928 (240 amino acids)
Source: RefSeq, a predicted model, not a curated record